Molecule: messenger RNA, 1981 nt
Organism: Glycine soja
Lineage: Eukaryota; Viridiplantae; Streptophyta; Magnoliopsida; Fabales; Fabaceae
Product: phosphoinositide phospholipase C 6-like
Exons: 9
Coding region: 146-1819 (557 amino acids)
Biological process (GO): lipid metabolic process; phosphatidylinositol-mediated signaling
Molecular function (GO): phosphatidylinositol-4,5-bisphosphate phospholipase C activity
Source: RefSeq, a predicted model, not a curated record
CAUGGCCUCAUGUAUGUAGCAUUCAUAGUCACAACACGUAUACUACAAUUGCAUAGUGCUGCGAUCGCCGUUUCUUCUCUGAAACAAACACACCGACACCAAUCACUCUCUUUGAUCCAUUCCGUUUAGACGAUUAGCUUUUACGAUGGCCAGCCAUAACUACAAAGUCUUCAGCUGCUUCAACAGGAAGUUCACCGUCACCGAGCCGGGCCCACCGCCGGACGUCCAAAAAGCGUUUUCUGAAUUUGCCGACGGAGCCUCCUCCCUGUCCGGCGAUCAGCUCCUCCGAUUUCUGGCGAAGCACCAGGGCGAAGUGGACUGCACCGCAGUGGAUUCGGAGCGGAUCCUCCAGCAAUCGCGGAAAGAGGAUCGGGAAAGUGGACUGGAUCUCCACGACUUCUUCCGUUUCCUGCUACAUGACGAUUUCAAUAGCCCCAUCAAAUCUCAGGUACAUCAUGAUAUGACUGCUCCAUUGUCACAUUAUUUCAUUUAUACUGGGCACAAUUCCUAUCUUACCGGGAAUCAACUGAGCAGUGACUGCAGUGAUGUGCCAAUCAUAAAGGCUUUGCAACGAGGUGUGAGAGUAAUUGAACUAGAUUUAUGGCCAAAUUCAGACGAAGAUGAUAUCGAAGUAGUUCAUGGAAGGACUCUUACCACUCCUGUCUCACUCAUCCAAUGUUUGAAGUCCAUAAAAGAGUAUGCUUUUGUUAAAUCUCAUUACCCACUCAUUAUAACUUUAGAAGAUCACCUUACUCCAGAUCUUCAAGCUAAAGCUGCAGAGAUGGCAACUCAAGUAUUUGGAGAAUUGCUUUAUUAUCCUCAGACAGAUUCUCUGAUGGAAUUCCCCUCACCGGAAUCAUUGAAAGGCCGAAUUCUUAUAUCAACCAAACCACCAAAAGAAUUUCUUGAAUCCAAAGAAUAUGAUGACAAGGACAAUGAAAAGGAAUCAGCUGACGAGCUUUCAUCAUUGCCAGAUCAAACUAGUGAACAGGAAACUGAUGAUAAGCAGAGUGCACCUGAGUACAAACACUUGAUUACAAUCCAUGCUGGGAAACCAAAGGGUGAUAUACAGGAUGAAUUAAAAGCUGCUGGAGCAGUUAGGCGCUUAAGCUUAAGUGAACAAGCACUUGAAAAGGCUUCUGAAUCUUAUGGAGCUGAUAUUGUUAGGUUUACACAGAACAAUAUUCUCAGAGUAUAUCCAAAGGGAACACGUCUCAAUUCCUCAAAUUACAAGCCACACAUAGGGUGGACGUAUGGAGCUCAGAUGGUUGCGUUUAACAUGCAGGGGUAUGGCAAAUCACUUUGGUACAUGCAAGGAAUGUUUAGAGCAAAUGGACGGUGCGGUUAUGUGAAAAAACCUGAAUUUCUUAUUGAGAAAGGUCCACAUAAUGAGGUUUUUGAUCCUAGAAGAACAUUGCCUGUGAAGAAAACAUUAAAGGUAAAAGUCUAUAUGGGGACUGGUUGGAGCUUAGAUUUCAGCCAAACAGACUUUGAUACUUACUCGCCACCAGAUUUUUAUGUUAAGGUUUGUAUUGUUGGAGUUCCUGCUGAUAUGGCCAAGAAGAAAACAAGUGUAAUUUCAAAUAACUGGUUUCCUGUUUGGGAUGAAGAGUUUGAUUUCCCUUUGACUGUUCCAGAACUGGCUUUGCUCCGCAUAGAAGUUCGAGAGAAUGAUAAGAGUCAGAAGGAUGACUUUGGUGGACAGACAUGUUUGCCUGUCUCAGAGCUAAAAUCUGGAUUCCGAUCAGUCCCUCUCCAUGAUGAAAAGGGUGACAAAUUAAAAUCUGUGAAGCUUUUGAUGUGGUUUCAGUUUAGAUGAAUUAUAGGAUCAGCCAUAUAAUAAUCUUAGAUAAUGGAUAUGAGGUCAUUGUAAUGAUAAUUAUAUUUAUCUUUAGCUGCUUGCAAUGGUAUUUCUGGCUUUACUAUGUUAUAUUUUCUGCACCAUCAACAUCAAUAUAAACAGUAUUAAGAACUUCCAAUA